This is a messenger RNA of Aspergillus lentulus, 1812 nucleotides long. NCBI's taxonomy places the organism in Eukaryota, Fungi, Ascomycota, Eurotiomycetes, Eurotiales, Aspergillaceae. The record is from RefSeq and is a predicted model, not a curated record.
AUGGACGAAUACGACUAUAUCAUUGUCGGCGCAGGCAUUGGCGGCCUGGUUCUGGCAAACCGUCUGAGCGCAGACGCCUCUGUCAAUGUCCUUCUCAUAGAAGCCGGGGCCAAUCGCAUGGGCGAUCCUCGUAUCGAAACCCCUGGCUUUUUGGGCAUGUUAUACGGAAACCCAGACUUUGACUGGGAUUACAUGAGCGUCCCUCAGCCGCAUGUCAACAACCGACAAAUCGCGCAGCCCCGCGGCCGUGUCGUCGGCGGUUCCUCGACCAUGAACUUCUCGGUCGUCAUGUACCCUCCCGCAUCGGACUUUGAGGCAUGGAAAGCGUUGGGAAACAAAGGCUGGGGCGCAGAGGAUAUGGCGCCGUACCUGCGGAAGUUUCACACGUUCUCCCCGCCCAGUAAGACCACGGCCAAACUUCUCAGUCUCGAUCGCUACAUGAAAGCCAGCAGCCAGGGGUGUGACGGUCCUGUGCCUGUUUCCCUGCCGGACGUAUAUGGGCCGUUCAACAAAGCGUGGGAUGAGACGUUUGAGAAGCUUGGUUGGCGGACGGACGCGGAUCCCAUCGCAGGACGCAAGUUGGGAGCGUUUACCGCGCCGCUGACCGUUGACGCGAAGACGGGGAAGCGCGGGUAUGCAGCGGCAUACUACUCCCCUGAGGUGGCCGCACGGCCGAACCUGCGCCUGCUGGCAGAGACCAUGGUCGAGCGGGUGCUGUUGACCAAGCAGGACGGAGACGUCGUGGCCGCCGGCGUGCAGGUCAAGAAUAAGGACGGCACGAGGGAAAUCCGCGCAAAGAAAGAAGUCAUCCUCUGCGCCGGCAGCUUGAACACCCCUCAGGUCCUCGAGCUCUCCGGCAUCGGAAACGCAGAGCUCCUACAAAAGCACGGCAUCCCCGUGCUGAUUAACAACCCCGGCGUCGGCGAGAACCUCCAAGAUCACUGCAUCAGCAGCAUCAGCUACGAGAUCGCCGACGACCAGGUCUCGGGCGACAUUCUCCGCAGCCCAGAUGUGGUGCAGGCCCUCAUCAAGCUCUAUGAGGAAACCCGCGGCGGCCCGCUGGCAGGCAUGCCGAUCAGCGUGGCCUACCUCCCCUUCGUCGACGGCCGGGGCGUAGUCCCGAGGCAAGAAGUCGAGGACCUGCUGGCCAAGCAUCUCGACAACGCCAACCUCCCAUUCAAUUUACAAGCACAAUACGCGCACCUCAGGGAAGCGAUCCUAGACAACGAGACCCCCUCCUCGCAGUACCUCUUCCUUCCCGCGCAGCUGCACAUGAAACCCGGCGCGACGAGCUUGGCUGACGUCCUGGCUAAGCCUCUGCCGGAGAACUACAUCAGCAUCAUGAUCCUGCACAACCAUCCUUUCUCGCGGGGAUCAGUGCAUAUCGCCUCCUCCAAGGCGGAGGACAAACCAAUCUACGAUCCGAAUCUCUUAUCUCACCCGCUGGACCUGGAGAUCCUGGCUCGACACACGCAAUUCUUGGACAGGAUUGUCGCCACAGAGCCGCUCAAAUCUCUUCUCAAGGAACGGCGGAUACCGGAGAACGCGAGUGACUUGAGCGAUCUGGAGCGAGCCAAGGAGGUGGUCAAGGACCGGCUGUUUACGUGCUUCCACCCUGCGGGAACCUGUGCCAUGUUACCGCGGGAGACGGGGGGUGUUGUGGAUGAUCAGCUCAAAGUGCAUGGAACUCGCAAUCUGAGGGUUGUCGACGCCAGUAUCUUUCCUCUGGAGCCGGCGGGGAAUAUCCAGGCGACGGUGUAUGCGGUUGCGGAGCGGGCGGCUGAUUUGAUCAUUAGCAGUAGCAGUAAUUAG